Amaranthus tricolor (Joseph's coat) is the source of this 4758-nucleotide messenger RNA. Its product is annotated as ABC transporter G family member 34-like. The record is from RefSeq and is a predicted model, not a curated record. The transcript has 19 exons. The coding region runs from base 75 to 4283 and encodes 1402 amino acids. Lineage: Eukaryota; Viridiplantae; Streptophyta; Magnoliopsida; Caryophyllales; Amaranthaceae. Gene Ontology annotation, cellular component: membrane. Gene Ontology annotation, molecular function: ABC-type transporter activity; ATP binding; ATP hydrolysis activity.
AAAAAAUAUAUAUUGCUACGUAACAUGAUGUGAUCUAGCAGUUGAACUUAGGGCUUGUUCUUCAUUCUUCAAUAAUGGAAACAAAGAUGAAUGAAUGUGAUAGCUUAGACUCUCCUACAAGAUGGAAAAUGAAGAAGGAAGAUGAAGAUAGGAAGCUCAAAUUAAAUGGAAAUAUGGAAAUUGAUUUUCAAAAGAUGGGAGGACAAGAAAGAAAGAUGUUGAUUGAUAAUUUACUUGCUAGGGAUGAUCACGAGAACUUCCUUAGACGAAUUCGACAGCGUUUCGAUAUGGCAGGAGUUGAAGUACCAGCAAUUGAAGUGAGAUUUGAACAUCUAUCGGUGAAAGGUGAUGUGCAUGUUGGAAGCAGAGCUCUACCCAACCUGCUUAAUACAACCCUAAACUUUUUAGAGGCAAUUUUGGGGAUUGUACGGCUGGCUCCAUCGAAGAAAAGGACCCUCCACAUACUUAAUAAUGUUAGCGGCAUUAUUAAACCCUCCAAGAUGACAUUACUCCUCGGACCACCAAGUUCAGGGAAAACGACAUUGUUACUAGCGCUUGCAGGGAAACUCGAUCCUGAUCUAGAGGUAUCUGGGAAGAUAACAUAUUGCGGCCAUGAACUAAAAGAAUUUGUUCCCAGGAGAACUUGCGCAUUUAUUAGGCAAAAUGACAUACAUCUUGGUGAAAUAACUGUAAGGGAGACAGUAGAUUUUUCAGGGAGAUGUUUAGGUGUUGGAAAUAGGAGAGUUUUGCUGAAUCAAGUAUUGAAAAAAGAAAAAGAAGCAGGAAUUAAACCAGAUCCAGAGAUUGAUGCAUUCAUGAAGGCCACGGCAAUUCAAGGCCAAGAAUCAAGUCUUAACACUGAUUAUGUGCUUAAGAUACUUAGCUUGGAAAUGUGUGCUGAUACCAUAGUGGGUGAUGAUAUGCGAAGGGGUAUCUCUGGUGGUGAAAAGAAGCGUCUAACUAUUGGGGAAAUGUUGGUUGGACCUUCCAAAGUUCUAUUAAUGGAUGAAAUAUCAACAGGAUUAGAUAGCACAACAGCAUUUCAAGUAUGCAAGUAUCUAAGUGAAAUGACUCGUGUCAUGGAGAUGACAACAACAUUUAUUUCUCUCUUACAACCAACCCCAGAGACAUAUGAACUCUUCGACAACAUCAUUCUCCUAUCCGAAGGCCAAAUUGUGUACCAAGGUCCACGCCACAAUGUCCUUAACUUCUUCGAAUAUGUUGGAUUCAAAUGUCCCGAAAGAAAAGCAGUAGCAGAUUUUCUCCAAGAAGUAACCUCAAAAAACGACCAGCAACAAUACUGGUCUAAAACCCAACCUUACAGAUACGUUUCUGUUCCUGAAUUUGUCGAAAAUUUCUGGUCGUUUCAAAUUGGAUCAAUGCUCGUAUCAGAUCUAAGUUUACCUUACGACAAAUCGAAUACUCAUCCUAGUGCCUUGGUGAAACAAAAGUAUGGUUUGUCGAAAAUGGAGCUACUUAGAGCUUGUUUUUCAAGGGAAUGGUUGUUAAUGAGACGAAAUGGGUUUCUGUACAUUUUUAAGAGUGUGCAGAUUACAGUUAUGUCAGUUGCCACAAUGACAGCAUAUUUUAGAACAACAAUGCACCAUAAGACAGUUGCAGAUGGUGAAAAAUACUUGGGUGCUAUAUUUUUUGGUCUAACAAAUUUUGUUUUUAAUGGAAUGGCAGAAACUACUUUAACUGUUAUGGGACUUCCAAUAUUCUAUAAACAGAGGGAUUUCUUGUUUUACCCUGCUUGGGCUUAUGGCUUACCAGUUUGGGUGCUUCGAAUUCCUAUAUCAUUUAUAGAAUCUGCAUUGUGGACUGUUCUUACUUAUUACACUAUUGGGUUUGCUCCAGCUGCUAGUAGGUUUUUCAGCCAGUGGCUAGCUUACUUCUGUAUACAUCAAAUGGCGUUAUCAUUCUUUCGGCUUGUUGGUGCUUUAGGGAGAACAAUUGUCAUUGCUAAUGCUAUGAAUAUGCUUAUAAUGGUAGUUGUUUUUGUACUAGGUGGUUUUAUCAUAGCAAAAGCUGAUGUUGGUCCGUGGAUGAUAUGGGCGUACUACCUUUCUCCUAUGAUGUAUGGACAACAUGCUUUGGUAAUCAAUGAAUUUCUUGAUAAAAGAUGGACUACUCCAAAUCCAGAUCGUAGGAUAAAAGAACCAACUAUUGGUAGAGUUAUUCUUGCAUCAAGAGGUUUCUUUAAGCACCAGUAUUGGUUUUGGAUAAGCAUUGGAGCUCUCAUUGGGUUUUCUCUUCUCUUCAACCUCUUAUACAUCUUGGCAUUGACAUAUUUAAAUCCUCUGAAGGAUUCAAAAGGAGCUGUACAAGACGAGACUGAGAAGGACAAAAAGAUAUCUUCUGGGGAGGAACUUAAUGACAUUAAUGAGGAGGAUGAAUUAGGCCCUUCAAUGAAAAAUUAUUCAUCUAAGGGCACACUUAAUAGAGGAAUGGUUUUGCCCUUUCAACCUCUUUCCUUAGCUUUCAACCAUAUCAAUUACUAUGUAGAUACACCAUCUGAAAUGAAAAGUCUAGGAUAUGAAGAAGAUCGCUUACAAUUGCUACGAGAUGUAAGUGGAGCUUUUAAGCCAGGGGUACUAACAGCACUUGUAGGCGUAACCGGUGCUGGAAAAACCACUUUGAUGGAUGUUUUGGCUGGAAGAAAAACCAGUGGAUAUAUACAAGGUGAAAUCACUGUUUCUGGUUAUCCGAAAAAACAAGAAACAUUUGCAAGAAUCAGUGGUUAUUGUGAACAGAUUGACAUCCAUUCCCCACAUGUUACUGUUUAUGAAUCCCUUCUAUACUCAGCUUGGCUUCGUUUAUCUUCUCAGAUCGACCCAAAGACUCAAAAGAUGUUCAUUGAAGAAGUCAUGGGAUUGAUAGAGCUUGAGCCAAUUAAGGAUGCACUGGUUGGAUUACCAGGAAUGAAUGGGCUUUCAACGGAGCAAAGAAAGAGAUUAACAAUAGCAGUAGAGUUGGUUGCAAACCCAUCAAUUAUAUUCAUGGAUGAACCAACCUCAGGGCUUGAUGCUAGAGCUGCUGCCAUUGUUAUGCGUACAGUAAGAAACACAGUUAAUACAGGAAGAACUGUUCUUUGCACAAUCCAUCAGCCAAGUAUUGAUAUCUUUGAAUCUUUUGAUGAGCUCCUACUAAUGAAAAGAGGGGGUCAAAUUGUAUAUGCUGGGCCCCUUGGGGACAAUUCCCUAAAGCUAAUUGAAUACUUUGAAGCAAUCCCAGGAAUUCCAAAGAUAAAAGAGGGUUAUAAUCCUGCUACAUGGAUGCUUGAUAUUACUACUCUUCAAGUUGAGUCUCAUUUGGGAGUAGAUUUUGCACUACUUUAUGCCAAUUCCCAGCUUUACCGGAGGAACCAAGAAAUGAUAAAAGAGCUGAGUACUCCAUCACAUAAUUCAGAGGAUCUACAUUUCCCAACAAAAUAUUCCCAGCCAUUUAUAACUCAAUUUAGAGCGUGUUUUUGGAAACAAUAUAGAUCGUAUUGGCAAAAUUCAUCAUAUAAUGCUGUCAGAUUCUUCAUGACCACCCUCAUGGGUGUUUUGCUUGGUCUCAUGUUUUGGAACAAAGGAACUAAACUAGACAAACAACAAGACUUGAUGAACUUAUUAGGAAUAUUAUUUUCUGCAAUACUUUUUCUUGGAGGAAGUAACGCAUUAAACGUCCAAGUAGUUGUUGCAAGUGAAAGAACUGUAUUUUACCGUGAAAGAGCUGCAGGGAUGUAUUCUGCUCUACCUUUUGCAUUAGCACAGCUAGCAAUAGAGAUAAUAUACAUUGCAAGUAUAAAUAUGGGUUACGCUCUUCUGCUGUAUUCUAUGAUCGGAUUCGAGUGGACUGUUGGAAAGUUCUUCUAUUUCUACUACUUCAUAUUCAUGUGCUUUGCGUAUUACACUGUAUAUGGAAUGAUGCUUGUUUCAUUGACACCACGUCCUGAAAUCUCCGCCAUCUUGAUGACAUUUUUUGUUACCUUGUGGAAUCUCUUUGCUGGUUUCCUUCUUCCUAAACCGCAAAUUCCGAUAUGGUGGAGAUGGUACUAUUGGGCAUCCCCGGUAGCAUGGACAAUGUAUGGUUUAGUGACUUCACAAGUUGGAGACAAGACUUCUGUUAUUGAUGUACCUGAAGCUGGUAGCGUACCAUUAAACAACUUCUUAAAACAACUCUUAGGUUUUGACUAUGAUUUUUUACCUUAUGUUGUGAUUGCCCAUCUUGCAUGGGUGAUUCUUUUCUUCUUCGUUUUUGCCUACGCUAUCAAAUUCCUCAACUUUCAAAAACGAUGAUCCAAAUAAAAUCAUAAAAGUUUUCCCUUUCACUCUCAUAAUAAUGUAAACAAAUUGAUAAAUAGAUUUUUAAUCAUUUUUAAUUUCACACUAAUUUUCUUUUUUUUUUUCCUCUAGUCAUUCUACUACAUUUUUAGCCCUACAAAUUAGCUCAGUGCGAAAAUCUCUGCUAUUACCUAUUUACUCUCUGCAAUGGUACAUUUGCAAAGUUACGCUUGGAAACUAAUGGCAUGACACAUGGCAUACAAUAAUUGGUUAAUUUAUAUAUUUUUUUGUUUAUUAUACUGUCUAUUUGCUUUUUGGACGUUAUUCAUCUCUUACUCUUAAUUUGUAUUUUAUUGUCAAUCUAUAAGUUAAAACAUAGUCAAGUAAGAUCUUGUUUGAUUCAUCUCAAUGCAAACAAUAUUCAUAUCAACUUUCAUAAUUUUUUAUUAUGCACAAUUUGAAGUAUUAACGAUUGAAUAAGUGCAUUGAA